Molecule: messenger RNA, 3286 nt
Organism: Synchiropus splendidus (mandarinfish)
Lineage: Eukaryota; Metazoa; Chordata; Actinopteri; Syngnathiformes; Callionymidae
Product: kiaa0895l
Exons: 7
Coding region: 186-1577 (463 amino acids)
Source: RefSeq, a predicted model, not a curated record
CAUUCGCCGCUUCCUGGCCGGCCCAGCUGUCACAGUGACCCGCUACUCGCCUCUCAUCUCCCCGGUCCCUGCUCGGUCUGGAGCUGCGGCCCUCAUGGCUGAAGGAAGCGGUCAAAACCUUCGAGCCUACCGCUAAGUUCCGGCAGCGUCCCGGCCGGAGCGUGCUGGAGACAGUGGUCGAGGUGAUGGUGCUGGACUCGGGUGGAGUCUUCAUGGAUCCGCCACAGAAUGGACGUGUUGGCGCCAGAAGGGACCACUCGGAACCAGACAAGGUAACAAAGGCCAAGCCCCCGGUCAACAAGACGAAAGUCAUCAAGAAGGACCGGGUCUCCCAAAAUGGACUCCAGACGCCCGGCGGUCAGAUAUCAAGGCGCCCUUCUUCCAUAAGCGGGGUGUCUUCCAGGCUGAUCAGCCCCAGUCAAGCGACAGGCUCCUGCAUCCGCCGCAGUGAGAGCACCUGCUCGGUCAACUGCUCCCCAGGGUUGCUGGGUGGUCGGAUGAGAUCGGCCACCUCUCUGCCCCACAUCGCUAAAGGGACUGGAAAAGGCACGGUGACGGUCACGCCUCCCAAGCCUUGUCUCCUGGCUUCGCUCAGACCUGUCAACCUAGUGCAGGAAAAACACGCCUUUUUUCAGUCGGACUUCAAGUAUGAGCCUCAGUUCGAGUACCUCACGCCGGAGCCGAGGAAAGUCCUGGACAAGCACAAGGAGGGCUCAGGUCUCUUCCUGGAACAGGCGGUCGGAAUCAUGGAGUGCGUUUUGAAGAAGUUUGGGUCCUACGAGAAGUUCGAGGAGCUGACAGCAGGAAGUCCGCUUCCUAAAAGUCAAGUCUGGGCAGCUGUCCGUAAAUACCUGCAGAAAGAAGGCUGUGUGGGAGAGAUUGUGGUGCGUCUGAGCGACGAGCUGCUGUCUCAAGCAGUGAUGGUUCUGGAAAACUGUCGGCCCACUCUGAUCAUCAACAUCGCUGGGGCACGGCAGCACUGGCUGGAGGGACUGCUGAGACAUGAAAUAGGAACGCAUUACCUGCGAGGUGUCAACAACAAUCUCCAGCCCUGGGCCACUCCUGAGGGCAGGAAGCAGUUUAACCUUAAAUCUGCCAACCCUACUGAGGAGGGUCUGGCCAGCCUGCACAACGUGUUGCUACGGAAACAGCCCUACCUGUGGCGCGCUGCCCUCCUCUACUACACCGUCUAUCAUGCUGCUAGCAUGAGCUUCAGCCAACUCUUCGACCACAUUGGGCGCUUUGUCCAGAACCCGGACAUCCGCUGGGAGUACUGUCUGCGAGCCAAGAGAGGACAGACGGACACGUCCAAGCCAGGCUGCUUCAGUAAAGAUCAAGUUUACCUGGACGGAAUCAUUCGGAUUCUUCGUUAUAGAAGGGAGAUCGACUUCAAGGUGCUGACCUCUUUAGGGAAGGUGUCUUUUGAAGACGUGGACCGGCUGCGUCACUUGGCCGAACUGUCCCGCGCCAGGAUCCCUCACUUCAUGCCCGACCAGGCCUCUUACUUGAAACAUCUGGAUCACAUCGUUGUGGUCAACGGUCUGGACGAUGCCACGCUGCAGGAGCUCCUGCCUUGACCCCGCUGAUGUCAUCAAGUAUUUCCCUAUCAGACGUGAGGAUGUGAACGGGAGGUUACAAUACCACGGGCCGCAUCCCCGCGCCACUGCAUGUCUCCUGUACUGGGAUUAUAUGACGUUACCUCAAUAUUCUUUAAUAUAAUCCAACACAUAUGUAGUAAGCAGCGCGACGACAGCGUCUCUUAAUUUAUGCACUUAUUUAUGGUUUUACUUUGAACAAGCAGACUGAAUGUCACUGGUUUUAGCUUUAUAUUUUUUAGACGUUUUAUGCCUUAGAUAGCAUUUUAAGAAGAACACCAAGGACACAUGUAAAGUCUCAGGAUAUUAAAGCUGAGGCAAAAAAAAAAAAAAUCUACUGACAAGUGCCGCAGGCCUCAAUUGUGUACAGAAAUAUCUGUGAAAUUACUUGAAAAUCAGCGUCAGGGAAUGAAGAAGGGAGGAAUCUAACACCAUGGAAUGAACUGCUAUGCCUUUAAAUGUCCCAAAAAAUAUCAUGUUUUUCGUUUUGUAUAUUCUUUUGUACUGAAUGGACUUUCCUGGUUCUUCAGCUUUGGAAAGAGACAAAUUUACAGUAAAAAAAACUAAGUGGAUAAAAAGCUCAGGAUGACAGAGCACAAGAAAUAAAUUUGCUUCUAGUCUACAGAACGAAUCGAUGAAUUGAGGCAUUCAUAUCCAGCUAGUGUUGAGAUGGUCCACAAUUUGCAGAAGUUGUUUCCUUUCAUCAGUGUUCUUGUUGUUCUUUAAAUAUCUGAAUUAGUUCUGUGAUGUUUGGCUGCAGAGUGAAUUCUUUUUUUUUUUUUUUUGUUGUAAAAGAAUAGUUUGACAUUUGUCGUCUGAGACAUUUUAAGAGGACUAUGAUGCCAUAUGAGCGACCAGCCAACCAGUGACAAACUGUCAUAAAAGUCACUGUCCAACCUUGCUGCCAUGCUACUGAGCCUCAUUUGUGUUGAGCUUGUUUCCCCUUAGUUCGGAUAUGAUUUCGUAUGGUGCCAAAAGUGCGAUAGUGGUACCAGGAAGAGGUGACCUCCUGUUUAAAAGAUCCAGAGGAGAGCAUCUUCUCCUGCAUCUGCAGUGAAUGUCAAUAUUGCAUCAGGGGAACUGUAGCAAGAACUAGUUGUGGUCUCUGGUCACCUUCCAUCUGACUCUUAACUCCCUGUCAUCUGAUCACCUCGGGAAUUCCAUUUACUGGCUUCCUUUUCUAGUGUAGCAGUGACUCCACGAUGAGCCUCUCAUAAGUGACACUUCUCUUCACCCACUCUUUAGUAGGCAGAAGUGGCUUGCUUUCAUAAUGCUAAUAUCUUUGGACACGCUGCAUCCGAGGGCAAUGUUUGGAUGGUCACAAUAAUAAAACUGGUGACGGCGAUGGUGUCAAACUAUUUCUUUUAUGAUUAUGCAACGCAAAUGUGGCUUUUCCAGUUUUAUCUUUAGCGAUUUAGCAGCUGCCUUCUGCCAGUUUAGCUUGUUAGCGUGCCUUCGCGGCUCAUCUUCAUAACUAGCUGUAUGUAACUGAUGUUUUUCCCAACUCUGAGAUUGUUUGAGCUGUCUUACCACGAAUGGUCGAACGUUUUUCAACUACCACACAUUAUUCACAUUUGUGCUCGAUAAUGUAUUUGAUGUUUUGAAGUUCAAGCAGUUGUCACAGCAACAAUCAGCACAGUAUUUUGUUGAAGUGUUCUGAAGUGUCUUGAAUUCAGUUAUUUAUUAAAAAC